AUUGUAGCCGCGUCAAGCAAUAGUAACGCUACGUCACGUUUUCGUUGAUGAUUCUUGACGAGCGAUUAUCCAGAGAUCGAUGUGAUUUGAUUGAUAACUGUCCACAGGAAUUAUGAACUCAUUAGGUCUACAGACAUAUGUGGAAUUGUUCCAUUUUCCAUCAUUGGCUCAGUCGAAUGUUUUCAACCUAACUUUUCUGAAGUCUGAUGCUGCAAAACGAUCAAAAACUAGUCGAAAAACGUACGACAUACUGGUCGCAUUUUUCCGUCCAGUAAGCGAUCCACUAGCCAGCAAAUAUUCCUUUAGUAUACACCAUUUCGAUGUAGAAGACAAAAUUAUUCAGCCACUAACUAAAACCAUUGAUUUUGCCUAUUUACCAGGUGCCUCAGACAUAGUUUGCAUUAAUGCAUUACAUGACGAAAUAACUGACGAAUACUUCGUUGCUAUUGGCUUUGUAAAGGAAGGCGAAAAAGGAUACCUUAAUAUAUACAGAUCUAAGUCAGAAGAAAAGCUAUCGGAAAACUGCUUGAGUUAUUCCAAGUUACCUUGUGUUCCUCUUCAUUUGACUCAUGCACACUGUCUCAUCAAAGAUGAACAUCAGUGGGCAUUCUUUUUGUCUUAUGGUGAACCUUUUAGCGAAACUUCCAGUCAACACAAGCCUUCCAAUCAACCACAAGUCAAAAUAUUUUCCAAACUUGUUGAUACUAAUGUUUUUGAACAAGUUGAAAUUGAUCAAGAUGCAAAAAACUUCGAAUCAAAUCAGUCUCAAACCUGUCAUGCCAGUGCAGCCUAUGGUGAACUACCGUUUAAUAUUGCCGUAGUACUUUUCCCAGAGCUAACAAAAUUGCCAACAACAUUAAUUUUCUUACAUAUGGAUUUUAAAAUUAUAAAUAAUAUACGGUUUUCAGCUUUUGGCUCACAAGAUGGGUGGUUUGGUUUAUUCGCUGUGGACAUGAAAUCUCGUAGAACUAUACGACAUUUCUAUUUAUCUCAUGAAUCACCAAUCACAUCCAUUAAAAUAUUUCAACAGUUUAAUGGGUUUGAUUCUGCUUCAGAAGAAGUGAUCAAGGAUAAUGAAAAUGUGUCUAUUCUCAAGAAAGAUGUUAAUUGUUUAGUGUGUUCAGCUUUUGAACCAACUGUUGUUUAUUGUAAUAUCUUCAAAAAUAAUGGCUUCAGUGUACAAAAUCAGUUAAUUUUACCAUUUAGCACAGAUUUUGAUCAUGUCAAUUGUGCUUCAGUCGAUGAUUUUAAUUUGGAUGGUAAAACGGAAAUUAUACUUGGAACAUUUGGACAACGAUUACUUUAUUAUGAAUGGGAGUUGAAUAAUACAGAUCCAAAAAAUGGACAAUUCAUAUUAAAAUUUCAACGUUCACUUCCUGGUCCAGUAUUUUGUAUAUCUCCUGCUUUAGAUCUAAUCGGUGAAGGUCCUCUAUCAUUAGCAGUUCUAACUAGUCGUGGACUACAUAUAUUUCAACAUGAUACAUAUUGUUUAAUCAAAGAAAUUCAUCAUAGAUUAGACAAUCAUUCACCUUUAAUACUUAAUUUGUAAAUUACUUUUUUAUUAUUUGUGAUUAUUUGCUUAUAUAUAUAACGGCCGUUUCGUUCUAGUGUGGGACUCCUCAGUAGUUCUCAUGCACGACCUCGCAUGCGGGACUCGAACAUAAGGAGUCCCAUACUAAAACGAAACGGCCGCCCUGUGCAUCCAGGUUUUCAUUGUGAAAAUUAAAACACAUGUAAUCAAACAAUUGCUUUCAAUUAGAUCAUCAUUAAGCUUUACUGUAAUAUACAUGAAUAUUUAUAUGAAAUUGUUAAACUAAUCAAGGCAAUUUGAGUCAAUAAUCACAAUAAAAAAGGGGUUAAAUGUGUACAGAAAAAAUUCGUGAACCCCCUAUCCCUUCCAUGGCCAGUUGUAACUUAACAAACGACAUUAUUUUUUUAUUUUUGUUAUCAUUAACAUAAUUUUCACAUUUGGUAUUUGAUUGUAAUUUUCCGCCUCUUUCUGUUUGUAUUCUUCACUAUCUAAUUAUUUAUAUACUUCUUAUUACGUAAUGGUUUUAAUGUGUUAUGAUGAUUAUUCGAAGUAUAUUCACCUAAGUUUGGCAUUCUAUUUCCAAUGUUUAACUAUUGAUAAGACUUUUGUUUUCGUAUUUUAUUAUUCUUACUACUAUCAGUACACCUACCUUCCUUUUAUCAACUUGUACUUUUACCUAUUAUGCUUGGUGACUUAUUCUAUUUCAUUGUGAUUUUUGACCUUAAUUACCUUGAUUGAUUUAACAUUUCCGUAUGAAUAUUCAUGUAUAUUAGAAUAAAGCAUGGUGACGAUCUAAUUGAAAAAAAAUUGUUCGCUUAUAUGUGUUCUAUAUAUAUACUGCUACCCCAGAGCUACCCUGUUCGAGUUUCGAUUCAUCUAGACUUAGCUUUUUUUGAGCAUCACUGAAUUUCCAGUAAGGUGGCUAAACUUCUUAUGGCAAUCCGUUGCAAUCUACUGGAAAACUGAUUUCACAUUUGUACAUUUCUUAAUUGUUCAUUUAAUUUGUUUUUUGUCAACUCCUAUUUUUAAGUAAUUCAACUAAAGAAAGAAGAUUUUGAGUAGAAAAAUCUAAAAAGGAAAACAUUUUAACUGUUGUAUUUCCAUUGUUUUUGUAAAUAGUCAAUAACCCCCCUCCCGAUCUAUCUUUGUCCAUAAACUUUAAAACAUUUACUAAAUCCUAAUAUUGUGAAGUUAUAUAAUCAUUUCUUUCUGGAUAAAUAAAUAACAUCUCUCUUCUCUAU
Messenger RNA from Schistosoma intercalatum, 2772 nucleotides. NCBI's taxonomy places the organism in Eukaryota, Metazoa, Platyhelminthes, Trematoda, Strigeidida, Schistosomatidae. The record is from the annotation of a GenBank genome assembly.